AUGAAUGACAAUGAUGAAGAAUGGGAAAAUUUGGUUAAUGAGAUGGAAUCAAAUGAUGAUUUGUUGGAGAAUGAUGAAAAUGCACAUAAGCAAAAUGAAGAACCAACAGGGCAAGAAUUGUCACCACCAAAUACAAAUGAUACCCAGCAAGAUGAAAAGCCAAGUGGGGAAGAAUUAUCAUUAUCUAAUACAAAUGAGAUUGUGCAAGAUGAAGUUGAACAUAAAGAAUAUGGACUAGUAAAUAUUUAUGAUCCGGGAAAUUUGGGUAACAAUAUUUACCAAAGUGUGAGAGAUAUCUUGUUAGAUACAAAGGGUUCUAAGGAUUGGAAAAAUAUUAGUGCUAAACUUAGCGGUCAUAAAACUUAUUCAAGACAUAUUAUAAAUCUUAAUAAGUGGGUGGAAUUGGAAAACAUAUUGCAAAAGAAGGUGACCAUAGACAAAGAGAUGCAGGAACAGAUCAAGAAAGAGAAGGAUUAUUGGAUUCAAGUCUUGAUAAGAAUAGUGUCCCUUGUUAAAACUCUUGUCAGGAAUAAUUUGGAUUUCCGUAGAGAUGUCGGCAAGAUUGGCGAACCACAUAACGGUAAUUUUUUGAGCUUUAUUGAAAUGAUCUCUGAAUUUGAUUUGGCAAUGCAAGAACAUUUUAGGCGUAUUAAAGAAAAUGACAUUCAUCAUCAUUAUCUUGGACCCCAAAUCCAAAAUGAAUUGAUUUCAUUGUUGGCACGUCAUGUUGGGGAAAAAAUUGUUAAAAAGAUUCAAGAAGCCAAGUACUUUUCUGUGAUACUUGAUUGUACUUCAGACAAAAGUCGUGAAGAACAAAUGUCUGUUGUUAUAAGGUGUGUAGAUGUUUUGGCAACUCUGACGAAAGUUGAAGAAUUCUUUUUAGGUUUUUUGAAAAGGACAGGAUAUGAUAACGGAUCUAAUAUGAGUGGAAAGAACAAGGGGGUGCAAAACAGGUUACUUGAAGUAAAUCCUAGAGCAUUUUACAUGCCAUGUGCUUGUCAUAGUCUAAAUCUUUUGAUUUUGGAUAUGGCUAAAUCAUGUCCCAAGGCAGUAACAUUUUAUAAGGUUGUGCAACAUUUGUUUAAGUUUUUUUCAGCAUCUACUAAGCGUUGGCAAGUGUAUCAAGAUAAGGUUGGUGGUCUCACAGUUAAAGCAUUGUCAGAUACUCGAUGCGAAAUCCAUAUUGAGGCUAUUAGAGAAAUACGAUUCCAAGAUCCGAAAAUUCAAGAGGCUUACUUUACUUGUCAGAGUCCAGCGAGUUUACUGCAGAAACAAGAGCUGAAGCUUCUUCACUAUUAG
Molecule: messenger RNA, 1299 nt
Organism: Papaver somniferum (opium poppy)
Lineage: Eukaryota; Viridiplantae; Streptophyta; Magnoliopsida; Ranunculales; Papaveraceae
Product: zinc finger MYM-type protein 1-like
Exons: 3
Coding region: 1-1299 (432 amino acids)
Source: RefSeq, a predicted model, not a curated record